Molecule: messenger RNA, 471 nt
Organism: Desarmillaria tabescens
Lineage: Eukaryota; Fungi; Basidiomycota; Agaricomycetes; Agaricales; Physalacriaceae
Exons: 1
Source: RefSeq, a predicted model, not a curated record
UCCCUUUUCAAGCUCUUUCCCGAGGUCGAGGAGGCUACAAUUACAUCGAUCAUUCAACAUGAGUUUCGCAGCUCUGACCUGUAUAAACUCGACCCACGUUAUCUUUACUAUAACGCAGAAUGGAAGACUUUGGAGCACAGCGGUACUGCUCCUGAGCACCCCAAUGAUUUGUCGUUGAAGGAGUGCAAGGCUCUCAGCUCCAUCAUUGUUCCUCUGUCCACCUACUUCUCCAUUCUCAUCACGCACAACCAGCCGACUGGGAAAUCUGCCUUGCUUGCAGUCCAGCUUUUCCGCUACAUUGUUCAUCUCGCGAGAAUUGCUUCCGAAUACGAGUGGCAUGCGGUCGUCUCAUACCAUAUGGCGUUCUUCACUAGACGACGACGCGAAAUGAUCCACGGCGACUACGGAGGAUGGGGGCGUGUUGACCUUGAGCUUCUUGGUGAGUAUCUUUUCCCUAACAGGAAAGCCAAG